AUGGUGAGCUUUGAGGAUGAAGACGACAAUGGAGCGGCUUCUCCGGACAGCUCGGAAAAUGACGCCGAUGAAGCCAUGGAGGACGUUGACGACGCCGAUGCAGACGGAGACGCGGACGCGGAUGGAGAUAUGGAUGCCGAAGGAGACAACGACGAAGACGAGGGCGAGAACGAGGACGACGAGGAUCAGGACGAUACGCCGGAGUCUCCCUCACGCACGCAGCCUCUCAGACCCCCAACUUCGGUACGUACGCCAAUAACCAACGGCAUAUCGAGUCUUCGGCACGGCUCAGUAGAUGGAGCGGACGGGUUUCGCGCAGAGCCUGCCGUGCGCUUUGCCUCCGUAUCUCCUCGAGCUUCCUCUGUGUCGCAAAGAGCUAGCCUGCCGUUUCGACCGAGGGUACGGCCUGAGGCACUUGUUGCUUCCACAUACGACAUUGCCCCGACUAUCGCGGCGCCUCAUAGUACCUCGAUCAAUGCUGUCACUGCGACUCCGGAUAUGCGCUGGGUGUUCACCGGAGGGUCCGACGGAUACAUCAGGAAGUUCAACUGGGUGGACACUGUGAACGGGAAGCUCAUGCUCACCGUAGCGCAAAAGCAUCCUUUUGUGGACAGCGUCACGAAAGCGGGCAGCCUCGUCAGCUACUGGGAGAAUGAGAAUGCUCCAGAGCACAGUCCUACUGGCUUCGGGGACGAGCCCACAUCCUUGUCACCUGUAUACUCACUGGCGGUUCACCAUCAGAGUCUGUGGCUCCUGUCUGGCACCGAGUCCGGCACCAUCAAUUUGCAGUCUGUUCGCCACGACGAAGGGAAGCGAAUCACUUGUCUCCGUAAACACACUUCAGCAGUUUCGGUCCUAAACCUGGCGCGAGAUGAGACUUCGGUAUUAUCUGGAAGCUGGGACAAGGCCAUUAUUGACUGGGACCUUAACACGGGUGAUAUCAAGCGCGUCUUCGAAAGCGGCGCCGGAGGGCAGAUCUCUACGAUAGAGCCGAGGCCUCACUCUAGUUUGCCUGUUCCGGACGACUCGACUUUCGUGCCGCUCUCCAAUGGGAUUUUCUCUUCCAACAACGACGCGAAGCCUUUGCCAAAUGGCAUCGUUACGAAUGGCGUCCGGAACACAGCUGCAGGUGGGUCAGGGGCGACUGCAAACGGCAUCGAAGACGCUGCAGGUUCGCCUCACAACUCUCUUUUCGAAGACAACGACUCUCACGGUUCACUGUUUGGAGAUGAGGAGGGCGGGGCUGGCGGCGAUGCUAUCCCUCAACUUGGGGGUGACGAAGAUAACGAAUUCUCAAGAGCUAUAGCGGACAGCAUACAGCAACAGCAAGAGGCAGAUACCGAACCGGACGCUGAAAUGACCGACAUUGGAGGCUCUGUCCAACCGCCAGCACCAGUCCCUGAACAAGAUCCCACAGUCACCGCACCUACCGAAUCGGCACAACUUGAAUCGCUCGUGAACGGGGUCACAGAUACUCAACCUGCACCUGUCACUAAUGGGUUGACGCAUUCAGUUCACAGUACGACAGCUGCGGGUGCGUCGCAAAAUGCGACUGACGCAGACGGAGCCGAUACCCCAGUGACUUCAGAUACCACCUUCCUUGACGCUUCCUUCGACGGUACACUACGGGUCUGGGAUCGACGACAGCCCAAUCCUGUUGCUCAAAUCUUCCCAUCCAAGUCUAUUCCCCCAUGGUGCAUGGGAGCUUGCUGGUCUCCGGACGGCAACUUCAUCUACGCCGGCCGUCGGAACGGCGCUGUCGACGAAUACAGCCUCCACAGAGGGCUCCGAGAGCCUAUUAGAACAUUGAGAUUUCCUAGCGUUAGUGGUCCGGUGACCGCGGUGAGGGCGAUGCCCAAUGGCAGACAUCUCGUCUGCGCUUCGUAUGACAUUCUACGCCUUUAUGACCUCAAAGAACAGAGCACUACGCGCUCUGCGGUGCCGUAUCUAAUCGUGCCGGGUCACCGCACUGGAGUGAUUUCGCAGCUGUACAUUGAUCCAAGCUGUACCUUUAUGAUUUCGACCGGAGGGAACCGUGGUUGGGAAGGCGCUUCGACCGAGGUUCUGCUCGGUUACGAGAUAGGCAUUGAGAGGUGA
Messenger RNA from Coniosporium apollinis CBS 100218, 2097 nucleotides. RefSeq lists its product as uncharacterized. The transcript is spliced from 4 exons. The record is from RefSeq and is a predicted model, not a curated record. Gene Ontology annotation, molecular function: protein binding. Lineage: Eukaryota; Fungi; Ascomycota; Dothideomycetes. The coding region runs from base 1 to 2097 and encodes 698 amino acids.